AUGACUAGAACUCUAUCAUCCUGGGUACCUGCCCUGCUGCUCAUAAGUGCAACGGUCACUCAGGCAGUACUUGAUCUUCACAAUACUCACAUACGAACCGAAGUCUCGGGCAGACGUAUCGAUAACUUGGUAUCGGGACUCGACUGGCAACGACGGGAUACAGAAGCACUCAACGUACCUGCUGCCGAGCAAGCCAGUGCACUGGACAAUGGAAACAUCGCCGCCAGGCUUGCACAGAACGGCCUGGACGCAAACGCCUUGUUGAAUGGGCUCGCGCAAGGCCAAGGACAAGGCCAAAGGAGUGGCAACGGAGACAUUAACACGAAUGAUGUCGGUGGAGACCUCGCAAACCAGAUCGCCGGUGGGGGCUCUACGAGCGUUGACGACAUCCUUAUUGGGCUUAACGGGCAAAAGCAGAGUACAUCAGCAAACCAGACUAGCAACCCGCAGCCGCAGGGCCAGAGUGGUGCGCAAGGAACGACACAGGGUGCCAACCAAGGAGCAGCAGGUGAUAUCAAGUCGAGCGACAUUGCUGGAGAUCUUGCAAACCAGCUGGCCCCCAGACCCGGUUCUAGUCAGAGUGGCAGCGCCGAUAUUGCUGGAGAUCUAGCGAAUCAACUCGCACCGAACGGACAAGGCCAACUACCAUCCCAGUCUGGAGCACCACAAAAUGGUAGUAACUUUCAAACUAUUCAGAUAGUUCAGACUAUCGUCACUCAACCCAAUGGCCAGGAGAUCGCAGCAACGCUUGUCGAGGCACCGCCGCAGGGAGCGGCCGAAGCGACACCUCCCGCUGGAGAAGCGCCAGCAGCAGCCUCGCCAGCAGCCCCAGCUGAAGCGACAUCAGCAUCAUUACCAGCAGCUGGAGAAGCCACUGCCAUAUCGUCAUCAACCGCCGCAAAAGCAUCAGCUGAAGCGUCUGCUUCAGUACCGGCUGAGGCAGAGGCACCAACUACGUCGUCUUCAGCUAAAGGGGAAGCGCCGGCAGAAGCAGCACCCGCAUCUUCGCUAGCCAAGGGAGAAGCAUCAGCUUCGUCAUCCGCUGCCGGAGAAGCCUCAGCUGCAUCGUCGAAAGCUGCGGCCGAGGCACCAGAGGCAGCCACUGCAUCAGCAUCAUCUGCCGUCGUUGAGAAGCCAGCAGAAGCUCCCGCUUCGUCCAAGGCGGUAAAGACAGUUUUCCCCGCUGGAAAGUCAGCUCUGCCAAAAGUGACCCCUAUUCCCUGGACGAAUGCGCCUUCCCAGAUGGGAGGUAUGGCUGCUGGAAACUCAAGCAGCAUGGGUGCUAAAGGGGCCGCUAUGCCCGCUGCUGAGCCUAUGCAGACAGCCAGUCUAGCGGAAAGCAAGAACUCUACUGGUUCAGCAGCCGCCAUGGCACCUGCAGCUGCUGUAACUGUAUCAGCCGGAUCAGAGCUCGCAGCUGGCGCUCAAGGUGCUUCAAACUCUACUUCCACCAGUACUGCAGCGAUCGACUCGGCCAAGCUUACGGCCGGAGGUCUUGCUGCAACGACAACAACUGCAGCUCAGAGCCAAGUCGCAGCCGGUGCGCCUGCACCUACGCCCGUUGAAGAGCCUCUGCCUUUCGAUAUCAGCACUGUUGCGCUACAGAGUCGAGUCACGGUAAAUCUCGGAAGGAGGUUGGUAAAGCCGACGCCGGAGGUUCAGGCAGCGAUGUGGUGGUGGUAG
Messenger RNA from Alternaria hordeiaustralica, 1683 nucleotides. RefSeq lists its product as uncharacterized. Lineage: Eukaryota; Fungi; Ascomycota; Dothideomycetes; Pleosporales; Pleosporaceae. Bases 1 to 1683 code for a protein of 560 amino acids. The transcript has 4 exons. The record is from RefSeq and is a predicted model, not a curated record.